Trichoderma harzianum CBS 226.95 is the source of this 1242-nucleotide messenger RNA. RefSeq lists its product as hypothetical. Gene Ontology annotation, biological process: positive regulation of transcription by RNA polymerase II. Gene Ontology annotation, molecular function: transcription cis-regulatory region binding; DNA-binding transcription factor activity. Gene Ontology annotation, cellular component: nucleus. Bases 1 to 1242 code for a protein of 413 amino acids. The transcript is spliced from 5 exons. The record is from RefSeq and is a predicted model, not a curated record. Lineage: Eukaryota; Fungi; Ascomycota; Sordariomycetes; Hypocreales; Hypocreaceae.
AUGUAUCACACGUACAACCCGCCACACAUCCCGGGUCUGCACUUGUUACCAAUGGGGAAGACAGAGUUAGAUGACCCUCUUUUAUCUAACCUUGACGAGACUACUCGGUAUUACUUGGAUUAUUAUAGCAGAUGCGUUUGCAAGCUGUUCAUUAUGUAUGACAGCACCGUGAAUCCGUUAAGAAAUGUAAUAGGAGCCGCUUUCGACAGUCCACUAUUACUGUCUUCGAUUAUUGCACUCUCAUCGCGUCACAGGGCAAACUCAAAGCUCUCAUAUUCCCAGGGUAGGUUGGUAACCUCGUCCACAAUUCUAACAGACACCGACCACACCGCUCUCCGCUUCAAACACAAGACGUUGCGAGGGCUUUCGGAUGCUGUAAAUGAUCCCCAGCUGCGCGCACUGGACGCAACAGUUACGAGCGCCUUUCUGUUGCUGUUUCUUGAUCUCUUAGAAUCGGGGAGUGGCACUUGGAAUAUACAUCUGGAAGGUGUCAAGAAAUUAAUCACCCAGAUUGAAACCCACACCAGGCCAAAAGGAACAGUGCAACAAGAUUUCGGUACAUAUCUUACAAGUAUACGGGAGUUCGUCUCUAGACAGGUUUACGUGAUCGAAAAUCUGGGCCCAACAUACGCAAAUCCUGAGUUAUUGUCAAAUACGCCUAUAGGCCCUAUACCUUUACGAGCAACGAAACAGCCGCUACAGCAAAAGUUGGAACAUUCGUACUUGGGAUGUCCCGAGUAUAUCUUAGACGCUCUCGGGGCCUUUUCUUCCAGUCGAGAUUUUCUCUUGUCCUCACGGCCGAGAAGCGAGGCUGACCUUGAAACACGAAUUCAUAGAAUAGAUGACAUUCAGGAACUAUCCAAGUUAGCAGAGUCUUAUAAACUUGGAGCUCAGAUAUAUGGCAGACGCAUUCUUGACGCUCUGAUUGCGGAGGAGACCUCUCAGGAUCAUCUCGUGCGCCGACUUAUUAGCGUCAUUCAUGAGUUAGAGAGUGACGCCAACUUGUUCAAAUGCAUACUCUGGCCAAUGGUCAUUGCAGGAUUGGAAUCCCGCGAACAGGUGCACAGGAAGUUUAUAUCAGGUUGCUUGGAGAAAUUUUGGCUUGAAACAAGAUGCUUGAAUGUGGUGAAUACCGGUACUAUACUACGUAGGGUGUGGCAGUGGGAAGAACGGGAGGACUCGACCCCGAAGCUUUGGAUAUUCAGGAUUGGUCAACUAGGAGGCGACUGGCUUCUUGUAUAG